GGUACGACGUUGUUUCCAUACGCUAAAUCGGGGAGGAUUUAAACGUAUACUACAAUAUUUUCAAAUGUUACAACUAAAAGCCAAACAAAAGAAAAACGUUUUAAAAUUAAAACUAAAUGAUAAUCAUUGGCAAAAAUUCGACGAUAUUUUUAAAUUAAAUUUCAAUUAUAUUCCAACAAUUUUCAUCAUUUUUCAAUCGUUUUCGUUUGCAUAUGUUGAUUUGGUUGUUUGUGUGAGCUGUCAAAGUGCGUGGAAAAGAGAAAGCGCCUCCCCAAUUGAAACUGUCGGAUCUGAAGCUAUAUAUGGUCGCCAUUGACGAGCAAACAAUGUGCGACAGCAUUUGACCGUACUUUGACUUGCUAUAAAAUCGAUAGAAACAACUGGAGGAAAUUAAGCGAGAGGAAAAAUAAAACAACAAACGGACCAUCACCUUUGAUCGGAACCCAUUUGAAAGCUGUCUAAAAAUCUGUGGUAAACAUUUUUUUUGAAUUGGUUUGUUUAUGAAAAUGGGCGAUAAUAGUGGAAAUGCGGUUGCGAAUCGUAAGCGCAAAGCAAAGGAUCCAGCUAAUCAACAACAAUCCGGCCCGAAAUUAUACAGCAACCGGUGGAUGUUGCGUGUUUACCAAGAGAAACCACAAUUUCCCGGUGAAUUAUUCGACACAAUGUUUACAAAGGAGAAAAUUGAAACGCUCGUUGCUGCAUUGAAAUUGGCCACUGAAAAAGAAGUUGAAGAGAGCAAACGUUUGCUGGAAAGCGACUACACAUACUCGCUCAUGAUCGCCAGCCACAAAGUACCUCACGUUCCAGUUCAUCUUUCCAGAAUAUUGCUCAAACAUACAUUGCACAACGAAGAUUCGGAAGUUGCAUUGUUUGUUAAGGACUUGAAGCGUGGUCGUCGUCUUGACUUCGAGCCAACUAUCCAACAUUAUGAAAACUUAUUGCGUGAGAAAAAUGUGACAAAGUAUCGCAUCACGGUCAUACCAGUCAAUCAACUGUACAAUGAAUAUGCAACAUUCGAGCUGAGGCGCAAACUAUCAUAUUUGUAUGAUAAGUUUUUGGUUGAUUCACCAAUUGCGGCCCACGUCAACGGUUUUCUUGGCUCGAAAAUGUUAAAAAAGGGACGCCUUGCGAUUCCGGUGAAUCUGUCCAAAGAGAAUUUAUCGGAUGAAAUUGAUAAAGCAAUGCGCAAAGUGUUCUACAAGCAUGUCAAUCAAGGCAUCACACAGAACAUUCAGGUCGGCAAACACAGCAUGCCAAACGAUCAAAUUGCCGAAAAUAUCAUCGAUUUGCUUCGGCAAUUUGGUGACAUUCAUCCAGGAGGCUACAAAAACGUUCACAAGCUAUUCCUACGGCCACAAGCAAACGUAUCUGUUGUUAUUCCACUCUAUGUUUCGGCCGAUCAACAAAUAGAUAAGGUACCGGUUGAGCGUACACCGGGUGAACAAGUUCUACAGCAACAUUCAAAAACAGCCAAAACUCUGUUGGGCGAAUUCAAUUUGAAUGAGGCUGGUAAAAUGGUACAAAAACGACGACCAGCCGCAUCAAUUCUGGAUGAAGAGCUAUUACUAAGCGAAGACGAAACUGAAAAUCCACCAGCAGCUAAAAAACCAAUCGCCGAAACGGAGGCUAAAGAAACGAAACCAACGCCAGGGAAUAGCGUUGAGAAACCACAAUUGGGCGACAAGCCCAUACUGAACAAACUGCUUAACAAACGUUUGCCGCCUGGCAAUCUUAACGAUCAAGGUGGCAUGCCGCUGAAACGAAAAAAGAUUAUGAAUCGCUCGCCUUCGAAUAAUCGACUGAACAACAACGGCCCCAUGAAUAUGAAUCCGCUUAACCAAAUGCAAGAUUCAAUGCCACGCGGCGAUGGAGGCGAUAUGUUUAUGCGUAAACGAAACUUCAUGGAAUCCGAUAUGGGUGGCGGUUUUGAUCGACCAUCCGAUCGUGGCUUUAACAUGGGCGGUUCGAAUUUUUUGAACAACGAUCGCAACAUUAACAAUUCGAACAAUUUUGGAAAUAACCGCGAUUUCGGCGACGAUUUCUCCAGACGACCACAAAAAAGCAUGAACGAUGGUGGAUUUAACAAUUUCGGCAAUCGCUCAGGGGCUAAUAAUAGUGGUGGCGGAGGCGGCGGUGGUGGUGGUGGUGCACGAAUGUUCAACCGCUAUUAAAAUUUACUCGAUUCACUUCAAUUAUCAACAUAAAACUGUCUAUUAAAACGAAAAUUGAAAUUAUCAUUAAAAUGGUAGUUUAGCAUCAUUUACAAACAUAUUGAUUGUAUGAACCAUGAAAAAUUUGUGUUUCAUUGAACGAAUCCUGUCAGAAUAAAUAUUGUACGUACGAGAGAGGAAAAAAAACACGAAAUAA
Molecule: messenger RNA, 2367 nt
Organism: Sitodiplosis mosellana (orange wheat blossom midge)
Lineage: Eukaryota; Metazoa; Arthropoda; Insecta; Diptera; Cecidomyiidae
Product: ribosomal L1 domain-containing protein CG13096-like
Exons: 3
Coding region: 501-2171 (556 amino acids)
Source: RefSeq, a predicted model, not a curated record